This is a messenger RNA of Fusarium venenatum, 1164 nucleotides long. Lineage: Eukaryota; Fungi; Ascomycota; Sordariomycetes; Hypocreales; Nectriaceae. The record is from RefSeq and is a predicted model, not a curated record.
AUGGGACGCUACAACGAGGGGGAGAGGCUUACAAUUGUGGGCAGUUUGAACCUUGAUAAUGACGCCAAGAACAUGAAACAGAACGACGACCAGGUUGUUGUCCAUUUUGGCCCAUCGUUAAAUUUGGAGGCGGUCAUCAGUCUUUUACCCUUCUCGGUUGACUGUAAGCGCGACGGCACCUCCCAAAUCAGGCUGAACGAUCAGGGUUUGCUUAACAUUCAACACUGGCGCCCCAAACUCGACCAAGUUCUCGAAGCGGCGGAACAAAAGCCUUUAGGAAGUGAGGACGAGUCAGCCUACCCCGAGAGCGUUGCGCUCGAUAUUACGUUCAUUGGCUACGAUCAUUUUUAUGGUAUUCGUGAGCACGCCGGUCCCAUGGCGCCGAAGCAAACACGAGCGGGGGUUAAUGGCCAGUACUCGGAGCCUUACCGCGUAUAUAAUACGGAUGUCUUUGAGUAUGAAUUGAAUAGCCCCAUGAUUCUUUACGGCGUCAUUCCCUUCAUGCAGGCUCGCCGCACCACAGCGCUGCCUCAGGAGGUCUCAGUCGCCUACCACCAAUACCGAUGGAACUAUGUCUCUUAUGAUGACGUCAAGGAUGUAGGUCACGGUAUGGAUAGGUUUAGGAUUCCUUAUGAUGCUAUUUGUAUGGGCAAACAACUCGAUGCAUUUGGCCGCAAGUUUAUCGUCAUCAUCGAUCCCCACUUCCAGAACACAAAUGGCUACAAGAUUGUGUCGGAGCUCAAGGCUAUCGACUUAGCUGUCCAUACUAGAGACGGCGAUAUCUUUGAAGGUCACUGUUGGCCAGGCGCAUCGCACUGGAUUGACUGCUUUAACCCUGCUUCUGUUGAGUGGUGGAGCGGUCUCUUCAACUACACUGUGUCCAGGGGCACCAUGGAGAAUACCUUUGUCUGGAACGAUAUGAACGAACCGUCAGUCUUUAACAGCCCGGACAUCACUAUGCCCAAGGAUAACUUGUAUUUUGACAAGUGGGAGCACCACGAUCUACACAAUUUAAAUGGUACGACAUUUCACAACGCGACCUAUCAUGCCAUGAUGUCUCGAAAAGCAGGUGAGCUGCGCAGACCGUUUGUUCUCACCCGUUCCUUUUUUGCGGGAUCACAGAGUUACAGAGCAGCAUGGUCUGGCGAUAAUCAAGCCUCUUAG